Aureobasidium pullulans EXF-150 is the source of this 3714-nucleotide messenger RNA. Its product is annotated as AAA-domain-containing protein. Lineage: Eukaryota; Fungi; Ascomycota; Dothideomycetes; Dothideales; Saccotheciaceae. Gene Ontology annotation, biological process: protein import into peroxisome matrix. Gene Ontology annotation, molecular function: ATP binding; ATP hydrolysis activity. The transcript has 2 exons. Gene Ontology annotation, cellular component: peroxisome; cytosol; peroxisomal membrane. The record is from RefSeq and is a predicted model, not a curated record. The coding region runs from base 125 to 3562 and encodes 1145 amino acids.
UACUGGUCAAUGCUAACACACUCAAAAUGUAGUCGUCGAGCUUAGCUUUCGCCAACCAGCACCGCCAGCCGACAAGACCAAUGGAACCUCACAGAUCCGCUCGAUAUACUUAGGAUGGACAGGCAUGCAGAGUCAGACCAGACUGGCUCCAAUCGUCUCGAGGAAUGGCAUACAAGGCACAAGAGGGAAUGCUGCUAGACAAGAUCAGGAUAUCGCUACUGUCGAGGUCGACUCAACACUAGCAAGAGUCUUGGGCAUAAGCGAUGGCAUGAAAGUUGGUGUGAAUCUGCAUAUUGAUCCUCCACAGGCGCAUACCGUCAACAUCGAGCCCCUGACGCCGACCGACUGGGAUAUCAUCGAGCUGCACGCCCGCUUCCUAGAGACGAACUUCUUGUCGCAAGUUCGCGCCCUACCCAACCCUGCCUUCUCGGCUUCUCAGUCGCAACGACACCCUUUGACGCUACAUCUUACCCCCACCUCUUCAGCGAACAUUCUAGUCACAACGUUGAGUCCCGCUCCGCCAUCGACCCAACCGUUCGUCAAAAUCUCGCCUGACGCCGAAGUCAUCGUUGCGCCCAAGACUCGCCAACCCCGAAGCUCAGACCGCUCCACUCGGAGUGUCGCUAGCACAAGCAGAAAGAGCGUCGGAGGAAGAAGUACUGCCAGUACUGUGAGACACCCUGCUACACGAGACGAAGCUCCUGCACGUCCUCCUCUCUUCCUCAGAGGCGUCGAUCGUGCCAUAGCUGCCGAGUACUUCGAUGAGGAGGACGCGAAUGACAAUGAUAAGGGUCUGCGGAUAUGGAUAGACAGCGACCAUCUACUUUCCAAGAGCUUAAAAGGUGUCACCUGGGUCGCGGUCUCGAUCGUUAGGCCAGCAAGCUUGGAGGAGCCCAUCGAUCCUCAGAAGCAGGCUAUGGACGCCGAGAAGCCCGCUUCUAAGAUCGUUGCUAGACUAUGCGCCUGGAAUGAUGCUCCCGACAGUCAACACGCCGCUUUGUCUUCUUUGCUACGUGUAGCGAUGGCUUCUUCCGGACUAGUAGGCGGUAUAGUCAGAAUUGAGGCUGCUCCUACACAGCUACCAAGAACAACUUCAGCCCUAAAGAAAGAGUCUAAGGAGAAAGAGGUCAUCGUUAAGAACCUGCGGGUCUUUCCUUUUGGCACCGCGCUUUCAAACGGUCUGAAAUUUGGUGGUGAAUCGGCUGCCGAGAAAGAGGCCGCUUCACGUAAGCUAAAAUCUAUCUUCGGCGAUAGUCAAGAUGGCUCUGGCCUUCUUGAAGGCCCUCUGACAGAUGGUAUGAUUCUGCCAGCAGAAGCCGGUAAGGGUAAAGAUCAUGCUUGGCCAGGCGGUAUUCUACGAUUUGACCCUUCACCUAGUAGCACAGAGGAACAUCCUUUGAAAAAGCCUGCAGAUUGGCUGAUGGGUUCUGAGCGAAAGUUGACAAUCGAAGUGCAGCCAGAAAUUGCAAAGCCUUCAGAUCUAACGCGAGGAACUCCUGGUCAUGAGAUACCAAGGUCACCAACAGAAAUGGUCGGGAUUGAAACCUUGACAGCCGAGCUGCAGAGCCACCUUCUACAUUCGUCGUCGAUUUUGCUCACCGGUGGGCUGGGGUCUGGAAAAACGUCUCUCACACAUCUCCUUGCCAACAGGCUUCGGAAAGAGCAUCUGUUCAACGUCACAUAUUUCUCCUGCCGGACUCUCGUUACCGAUGAGACACGCGUGUCUACUAUUAAAGAAAAGCUACAGAAGAUCUUUGGCGCUGGAGCAUGGGGCGCUAGACUUGGCGGUCGCUCUUUAGUCGUGCUUGACGACAUUGACAAGCUAUGCCCUGUGGAGACGGAGCUUCAGGUCGGAAACGAUAAUGGUCGUAGCAGACAAGUCAGUGAGCUCCUUUGCUCUAUCGCAAGGCAGUACUGUUCUAGAGAUACUGGGGUGGUGUUAUUGGCCACCGCACAAGCAAAGGAGUCCGUCAACAACGUCGUUAUCGGAGGUCAUGUUGUACGCGACAUUCUGACGCUAAAAGCGCCUAACAAAGAUGGCAGACGCAAAGUUCUCGAGCUUCUGGUAGGCCAGCGAGACGUCCAACAACAACCGAAGCACUCUAGGUCCCAAAGUGAUGGUGCAGCUUGGAUGGGCGGUUCGGAGUCAGGAGACCAGACGAAUGGUGCACAAGGAUUCGAGGUAGAUCCUUCAAUAGACUUUCUGGAUGUCGCUGGACAGACAGAUGGAUACAUGCCUGGAGAUCUCACAUCACUUGUCUCGAGGGCACAAAACGAAGCUCUUAUCCGAAGUGUAUCGGAAGAUGCUGAAGAUCCACGAGUCUCAUUAACGAGAGAAGACUUUACAGCUGCACUGAAAGGCUUUACUCCGGCUUCUUUGCGUGGCGUCACCUUGCAAACAUCCACAACAACGUGGUCGUCGAUUGGUGGUUUGCAAGAAACCAGGCAAAUUUUGCUGGAGACGCUGCAGUACCCAACAACAUAUGCUCCAAUCUUCGCACAAUGCCCUCUACGCCUACGAUCUGGUCUGCUACUAUAUGGCUAUCCCGGAUGCGGUAAGACGUUACUCGCAUCCGCGGUAGCAGGCGAGUGCGGUCUCAACUUCAUCUCAGUCAAGGGACCGGAGAUUCUGAACAAGUACAUCGGUGCUUCUGAAAAGAGUGUCCGUGAUUUGUUCGACAGAGCAGAAGCCGCACGUCCUUGUGUCCUCUUUUUCGACGAGUUCGACAGUAUUGCGCCUAAAAGAGGUCACGAUAGCACAGGUGUUACUGAUCGUGUUGUCAACCAGCUGCUUACUCAGAUGGAUGGUGCAGAGGGUCUUUCAGGUGUGUAUGUCCUCGCUGCCACCAGUCGACCUGAUCUCAUCGAUCCUGCUCUUCUUCGUCCCGGUCGCCUGGAUAAAAGUCUCCUGUGCGACAUGCCCAAUACAGAAGACCGCCUCGACAUCCUUCGUGCCGUAACCGGCCAACUCAAGAUCGAGUCAAGCAUCCUCGACUCCUCAAACGAAUCCCAAAGUCUACACGAAAUAGCACGACAGACACAAGGCUACUCAGGCGCAGAUCUACAAGCAGUAAUGUACAACGCCCAUCUCGAAGCCAUCCACGACGUCCUCGGACCCACAGAAGACCUCGGCAACUCCAACGACAAAUCCUCCUCGUCCUCACGAUCGAAAUCCAAAUACCGUGAUUUCACCUACUUCCGCUACGGCGACGAAACUUUGGGAAAAUCUACCUCUUCAAAACCCACACCGGCUUCCCUCGCCGAACGCGCCUCUAUAUCUGCAAAACUCGCGUCUAUGGAACAAGCACGUAAACGCUCAAAAGCCGGAUCCUCUGCUACUGCUACAAAUGGAGUGUCAGAGAAAGAAGAGGCAGGAUCGCAAGAACCGGUCAUCUCUUGGAGACAUAUUGUCAAGAGUCUGGAGCAGACCAGACCCAGUAUUUCCAAAGCCGAUCAGAGGAGAUUGAGUGGCAUCUACAGAGAGUUUGUCGUAGGAAGGAACGGCGAGAUGGCUGAUGGGGAGGCCGGCACCGAGAUCGGGGGAAGAUCGACAUUGAUGUAAAAUGUGUAAAGUAGCAUGGAAACACCGAGACCAAUACGUAUUCAUUGACCAUGAAGAGCCAUGACUCGAUCUUGUCUUCCCUCUAUGCUGGGCUAUCCGGGGCUGAAAUUCGCAUCGUCGUCUUGUCUAUCUCAUCUCUUCAAAUAAGAAAA